AUGCAACAAGAACAACUACUGCAGUUACAUCUAGAAAAAGAACAAUCCAGUUCGCAAAAUCAGCAACGACAAGUAAAAGGCCGAACAAGCAGUCUUAAGGGCAUACAUGAUGUUACAAAAGAAUGUUAUUAUGGAUUAGCAGCUCAAGGUAUUGAUGUUAAAUCUUGGGACGCCAUAAUGGUUCACGUAAUUAUUAGAAAGCUAGACAAAGCUUCACAUACGGCAUUCGAGCAAUCGUUAGAAGACAGCCGAAGAAUAAUUUCAUUAAAAGAAUUAUUGCGGUUCCUAGAAGGAAGAUUUCAGGCAUUCGAAUCAAUGACGAAUGGAAACCACAAACAAAGUCACAAACCACGACAUCCAGCAGUAGCACUUGCAGCUACAGACUCAGGAUCAAAAUGUAUUACUUGCAAUAGAAGUCAUCAAUUAUUUUCAUGUGAAACUUUCAAACGUAAAUCCAUACAACAGAAGUACGAUUUACUAAAACGUCAUAAAUUGUGCACAAACUGCAUGAAACCUGGUCAUAUGGCAUUACAAUGCUCCAGCAGGGGUUGUAAUAUAUGCCAAAGAAGACAUAAUACACUGUUGCAUCAAAAUAGACACCCAGUUCAACCAUCAAAUCAUACGUCAGUUGAAAACACUUCAAGGCCACUUGCACAAACAACUCUAAUGUCAUCCAUCAAUCGUGGUCAUACCAGUUGCGUUCUUUUAGGAACAGCAAAACUUUUAGCCUCCAACUCUAAUGGAAGAACAGUCGAGUGCAGAGCAGUACUGGAUUCAGGUUCACAAAUAAAUAUUGUGACUGAACGAUUGGCAUCCAGAUUGGGGCUGCAAGUAAGCUCCAGUUCGAUUUGCAUCGAAGGCAUAGGGAUAGGUAAAUUGAGUUCAAAAAGUCGUACAACACUUUCUGUGCGAUCAAAAGUGACCGAUUACAAAACAAUACUUGAAGCAUUUGUGUUGCCAAAAAUUGUAUCCAAUCAACCAUCGCAACACUUACAAAUUUCAAAUUGGAAUCUGCCCAAUAACAUCCAAUUAGCAGAUCCUACAUUCUAUAAGUCUGACAAAAUUGAUAUGUUGCUUGGAGCAGAAUUUUAUCAUCAACUCCUAAGUCCUGGUCAAAUACAACUUUCAAGGGAACUACCAAUUCUACAGAACACUGUGCUCGGAUGGAUCGUAUCUGGAAAAAUCCAAAAUGCUAACACAAUGAUUGCAACAUGUGGAAUAGCAUCAGAAGAUAGUUUGGAAAACGCAAUAGAACAACUUUGGAAGGUUGAAGAAGUUGAUACUCACUCAAAGGUCUUGUCAAUAGCAGAACAACAAUGUGAAGCUCAAUUCACUCAAACUACAUAUCAGAAUGUUACGGGACGAUUCAUCGUUCGUCUUCCUUUUAUAAAUGACAGAUUCGCUUUGGGAGAUUCGAAAGACAUUGCUACAAAUAGAUUUCUAGCACUAGAGCGUAGACUUUCAAAGGAUAGUCAUCUCAAACGACAAUAUGUAGAGUUUUUAGAUGAAUAUGAAAAAUUGGGACAUAUGACCGAAAUAGAUAUUGAAAGGAUUAUGUCACCACAUUACUUUAUACCACACCAUUGUGUGCUUAAACCUGAUAGUACCACCACCAAGUUACGUGUGGUAUUUGAUGCAUCAUCCAAAACAACAUCAGGGCAAUCUCUCAACGAUUUACUACACACCGGACCAACUGUUCAAAGUGAAUUACUAUCUAUUUUAUUACGAUUCCGUCUUCCUCGUUAUGUGUUUACAACAGACAUUGAAAAGAUGUACCGACAAAUACUUGUACAUCCAGAAGACAGACAAUGUCAGCUUAUCGUUUGGAGAAAUGAACCAAGUCAACCUAUAAAGUACUUUGAACUCAACACAGUAACAUAUGGUACUAGAUCAGCACCGUAUCUAGCAACCAAAUGUUUGCAAGUUUUAGCUGAUGACAAUAUGCAAAAUUAUCCAUUAGGUGCAUCUGCUCUCAAACAAAACUUCUAUGUAGAUGACUGUUUACAAGGGGCAGAUAGUCUGAGAACAUUGUUGGAAACUCAGAGUCAAUUAAACAAAAUACUGACAGCAAGCGGUUUUAAAUUGCGAAAAUGGUGCGCAAAUCAUCCAAGUCUACUACAAGGAAUUCCACACGAUGACUUAGAAGUCAAUUUAGAUUUAGAAAAUAAUAACGAUACAACAAAAACUCUUGGGUUAUCCUGGUGUCCAAAAUCUGAUAGUUUAUGCGUCAAGGUUAAAUUGGAACCUGUUUGCAGCACGACGAAGCGCAGUGCAACCUCAGAUUUAGCAAGGCUAUUUGAUCCACUAGGACUUUUGUCACCAGUUGUGGUGAUGGCAAAGAUCUUUAUUCAAGAAUUAUGGAAUUUAAAAAUGGAUUGGGAUGAAAAACUGCCGACUGAAUUACAUAAACAGUGGUUAGUGUUCCGGAACAAUUUGACGAAAGUAAAUUGUCUGCAGAUAUCUCGUCAUAUUUUCAAGGGUGAAGUUCCUGCCAACAUUCAAUUACACAUCUUUACAGAUGCAUCAGAAAAGGCAUAUGGUGCUGCAGCGUAUAUGCGAUCAACACUUCAGAAUGGUCAAAUUAUUGUACGACUAUUGUGCGCCAAAUCUCGAGUUGCACCUUUGAAAAGGUUGACAUUACCUCGUCUUGAACUUUGUGCAGCUGUAGUUGGCGCAGAACUAGCAAAAAGAAUAAAGAACGAUCUACAAAUAAGAAAUUACCAGACGUUCUUUUGGUGUGAUUCACAAAUAGUGAUAUCAUGGAUCAACUCUCCAUCAUCAAAGUUUCACACUUUCGUUGCAAACCGAGUAAGCAACAUUCAUCAAUUAACAGCCACAAGUCAGUGGCGCCACGUCAGUUCGGAACACAAUCCAGCUGACAUUUUAUCAAGAGGCCUUGCACCCCAUAAACUACAGUCAUCAAGUAUGUGGUUUUAUGGACCUAUGUUCCUGCAUGGUCGGGAAGAACUGUGGCCUUCAAAACCAUCAUCAGCAUUAAAAUCCGAAACCCUCAUUGAUCCUGAACGGAAGAAGGAAACUCAAGUAUCUACAUUGUCUGUUGUUGAAGGCACAGCAAAUCCUGGAGAGUUCAUAUAUUCAAUAAGACAAAACAACUCAUUUGGAAGACUUCAACGGAUAUUAUCGUAUACUUUAAGAUUCGUAAAAAGAAUCAGAAGAAAACAAAAUGAUCAUUCAAGCAAUUUUUUGACUCCAGAUGAUCUAGAUGCAGCACAUCAGGUCAUCAUCAAAAGCAUUCAAUAUGCAGAAUUUAAAAAUGAAAUCAAAAUUAUGAAAUCUGAUGGAAGAAUAAAUAAGUCCAGUGCAUUGGCAUCACUGGCACCUUUUAUUGAUAAUACAGGCAUCAUAAGAGUUGGUGGACGGUUGGAUGCAGCCUCAUUAUCGUAUGACGCCAAACAUCCUAUGUUGUUGCCUUAUAACGACCCCAUUGUCAAAUUAAUAAUGGAACAAGUCCAUAAGAAAUACAUGCACUGUGGUCCGCAAUCUCUCCUAGCUAACAUGCGUCAACGAUACUGGCCAAUUAAGGGCAAAUUGAUGGCAAGGUCAGUAGUACAACAUUGUGUACGUUGUACUAAAGUAAGACCACGAUUUUAUGAACAACUGAUGGGUAAUUUGCCAGCGACAAGAGUACAACCUGGGCGAUCAUUCCUCACCACUGGCGUGGACUUUUGCGGACCUUUUUGGAUACAUUACAGAAUCCGAGGCAAAAAACCACACAAGGCAUACAUUGCUGUACUCAAUUCAAGCAAGGCACAAGAGAAGAUAAUUAACGAAUGUAAUGAAAGAGGAAUAACAUUUAAAUUUAUACCUCCUCGUGCACCACACUUCGGUGGACUGUGGGAAGCAGCAGUCAAAUCAGCAAAACACCUAUUGAUACGAAGUACUAAGACCACGUCACUAACAUAUGAGGAACUAGAGACUGUGGUACUAGGAGUCGAAGCAAUACUGAACUCUCGACCAUUGACACCUAUGUCAAGUAAUCCGAAUGACUUGUCAGCACUAACACCUGGUCAUUUCUUAAUCGGAGAACCACUCACAGCAAUGGCAGAUGCAAAGGCCCAAUCAGGAAAUAUAAAUUUGGUGACAAGAUGGAAAUUAGUCUCUCGCCUCAAAUUGGACUUUUGGGAACGUUGGAAAACCGAGUACCUCACUGAACUACAAUGUCGACACAAAUGGAAAGCAGCCAAUCCAAAUAUAAAAGAAGGUACUCUUGUAAUCAUCAAGGAAGAUAAUGUUCCUACAUUAAAAUGGCCGCUUGGACGUAUUGCAAAGGUAUAUAAGGGAGUUGACGGUCUAGUUCGCGUGGUUGAUGUUAGAAUGGCAUCAGGAACUCUAAGACGUCCUUUGACAAGACUAGCGCCUCUGUUUCCAUCCGAUGAACAAUCUCUUGCUUCUGAUGAACAACUUUCAAAAAGUUUUACAAAAGCGAAUUCGAAAACACCACACGAAGGCGCAGAUCAAGACUAG
This is a messenger RNA of Teleopsis dalmanni, 4485 nucleotides long. RefSeq lists its product as uncharacterized. NCBI's taxonomy places the organism in Eukaryota, Metazoa, Arthropoda, Insecta, Diptera, Diopsidae. The record is from RefSeq and is a predicted model, not a curated record. The transcript is spliced from 3 exons. Bases 1 to 4485 code for a protein of 1494 amino acids. Gene Ontology annotation, molecular function: zinc ion binding; nucleic acid binding.